Molecule: messenger RNA, 1296 nt
Organism: Cladophialophora bantiana CBS 173.52
Lineage: Eukaryota; Fungi; Ascomycota; Eurotiomycetes; Chaetothyriales; Herpotrichiellaceae
Exons: 5
Coding region: 1-1296 (431 amino acids)
Molecular function (GO): GTP binding
Source: RefSeq, a predicted model, not a curated record
AUGGCGAAGCUCAAAUCGACUGAUGACGAAGCAGUGCGAGACCACGAGGAGUUGGCCAACUCGCUACGACUGCCUCCUGUAAAGGAUGAGUCUGAGUCUGAUGACGAAGCUAAUGACGAGAUCAACAGCUCGUCAAAUGGAAAAGGGAUGGAAGAAGUCUGGAUCGCUGUCAUGGGAGUCACUGGUGCCGGCAAAAGCUCAUUUAUCCAGCUUUGCACUGGCAAACCACCGGAAGAACUUAAGAUUGGACAUGGCCUGGAGAGCUGCACUACGGUGGUACAGGAGUACAGUUUCAUUUGCAAGGAUAAAGGGGACAACGCCAGCAUCCUAGUCCACUUGAUAGACACACCAGGCUUCGAUGACACAAACAAGAACGAUGCCGAGGUCCUCAGAGAUAUUGCAAACUGGCUGAACACAACGUAUCAAAACAAAAUUCUCCUCAGCGGCGUUCUUUAUUUACACAGGAUCAGCGAUCCAAAGAUGCAAGGCUCGGCUAGACGAAAUCUCUUGAUGUUCAUGCAGCUCUGUGGGCCUCAUUGCUAUCAGAACGUCAUGCUGGUGACUACAAUGUGGUCCAUCGUGUCGAAUAGAACAGGUGAGGAGAGAGAAAGGGAGCUCGUUGAGAAGUUUUGGGGUACCAUGAAGAAGCAAGGAAGUUUGGUGCGUCGGCACGAAGGGAACAAGACGUCAGCAUUAUCAAUUCUCGGUGAUCUUAUCGACAGACGUGAAAAGAUUAUAUUGCAAAUCCAACAAGAAAUGGUCGAAAACAAAAAGGAUCUCAAUGAAACAGCAGCCGGACAGCAGCUCGACCAAGACCUUCUCCGAGAGAAGGCCAAGCACAAGAAGGAGAUGAGAGAGCUGAAGCAACAGAUGGACCAAGCCAUCAAGAGCCACGAUGAAGUAGCAAAAGCAUACAUUGCCGACAUGCAGAAGGAUCUACAAGGUAAAAUUGAGGAAGGAGAGAGAGCUAGAGAAUCGAUCCGGCGGGAUUUUGAGAAGCUACAAAAGGAGCGCGAGGAAGAGAUGAACAAGAUGAAGAACAGGAUCAAUGACCAGGUCAAGCAGCUCGAAGAAAGCUCGAAAAGGCACAGUGAACUGCAGGCGAAGCUCGACGCGGGUCAGGGCAGCCCUAUGCUUAACAAGCAAAUGAAAGACUACGAGCAGAAGAUUCACUCCUUGGAGAUGAAGAUAGAGACACAAACGAAGAUGAUGGAACGACGAAAAGGAGGGGUCAGUGCUGAAGUCGGUGAGUGGAGCAAAAGGUUGAAGUAUCUUUUUAUGACUACCGCUGAUUGA